Molecule: messenger RNA, 2051 nt
Organism: Amyelois transitella
Lineage: Eukaryota; Metazoa; Arthropoda; Insecta; Lepidoptera; Pyralidae
Product: epidermal retinol dehydrogenase 2
Exons: 7
Coding region: 158-1087 (309 amino acids)
Cellular component (GO): lipid droplet
Molecular function (GO): oxidoreductase activity, acting on the CH-OH group of donors, NAD or NADP as acceptor
Source: RefSeq, a predicted model, not a curated record
UCAGUUUUGUGCUAAUUCUAAAUGAGCUAGCCCGCGACUUCUGUAAUCUGUUCUAUUAUCAGUUCUUAUCAAGCAAUAUCAGCCGUUAAUAAAUGCGUGUUAGUGUCAAUUCCGUGAUAGUUAGGGGAUAUCGCUAAACAGCAGGACGAAUAGUAAAAUGGCGGAGGAACCACAAGUGAUUGGUAUCAUCAGACUGAUCGUAGAGAUCAUCUGGACACACAUCAGAUUGAAUUUUGAAGUCUUAAGAUCCAUUUACAACUUCUUCCUACCACGAGAGCCCAAAGAUGUGUCCGAAGAUAUUGUCUUGAUCACAGGCGCUGGUCAUGGAAUGGGAAAAGAAGUAGCACUGAGGCUGGGCAGGCUUGGAGCCAAGAUCGUAUGUGUGGACAUCAAUCCGAAGGGGAAUGAAGAGACUGUGAACAUGAUUAAAGAAGAAAAAGGAUCCGCUUACAAAUAUGAGUGUGAUGUCACCAACCGCGAAGCAGUAUUCGCCCUAGCGAACAAGGUCCAGAAGGAGGUCGGUGAGGUGACCAUCCUCGUCAACAACGCUGGCAUCAUGCCCUGCAAACCUUUGCUCAGGCAAACGGAGAAGGAAAUCAGAACCAUGAUGGACAUCAACGUCCAUGGCGUGCUUUGGAUGAUCCAAGCGUUCCUCCCCAGCAUGCUGGAACGUAACCAAGGUCACAUUGUCUCCAUGGCGUCAAUGGCCGGCAUCAUGGGACUCUCCAACAUAGUGCCGUACUGCGGCUCCAAGUACGCCGUGAGAGGCAUCAUGGAGGCCUUGUAUGUGGAACUGCAUGAAGACAAGUCCAGGGAUACAGAUGGAAUCAAGUUGACCACGAUUUGCCCGACAAUAGUAAACACGGGACUCUGCAAGAAGCCGCGCUCGCGUUUCCCGAAGGUGAUGCGGGUGGUGGAGCCCGAGGAAGCCGCAGACCAGAUCGUGGACGCCAUUAGGAGGGAGUACCUCGAAAUCACCGUGCCCAGCGAAUUGUACUACAUUAGCAAGUUAUACCGAGCGAUACCAUAUAAAGCUGCAAUAGUUGCCAACGAUUUCAUUGGAACUGGAGUGGAUCCCCAUGAUUAGAUAAGUUUUAAUGUUAUAUAAAUAAUAUUAAGAACAAUUUUAAAAAUAAGGAUAAUAUCUACAUAUUUAUGGGAAUUACUAGCUGUGCCCGCGACUUCGUCCGCGUGGAAUAGUUUUUUGGGCAUCAUAUUUAUUUUUGCAAACAUCCUCCUCGGCUUUGGCUUGGGGCGGUCAGGCGGUCACGCGUAUUAGAAAGAACGCUGGUUCGCCGUAUUAAAUGUUUCGCUGCAAAUUGCUUAUCACGACUAUAUCUCAAAACCUAUUCGUCUGAUUUAUAUACUGUAAAUGGCAAUUUUAGUCUACAUGAAAAGCCGAAAGUAAUAAACAUAUUUAUUUGGAUAAGGAUUAAUACUGAAUUAAAGAAAAUUGGUUUCAAAAUAACUUAUGUUUAUUAUGAAAAAAUAAUCUAAAAAAAUGAACAUAAAAGCGGUUGAUGUAAGUAAACCUUAAGAGAUAGAUAUAUGCUCUCGCGGACUUUUUUGUGGCAAAAAAUGAGUACUUCACAUCUUUAGUACAUUGUUUUACUAUAUCUUUGUUGGUUAGCGCAGCGUUCACGUGGGAAGCUCGCAGAUGGCCGACUCAUUCAACUUUCACCUGCAUUGUUGACGUUUCCAGUAGGAAAUUCGGGAUAAAAUGUAGCCUAUAGCCUUCCUCGAUAAAUAGACUAUCUAACAGUGAAAGAAUUAUUCUAAUCGGUUCAGUAGUUUCUGAGAUUAGCGCGUUUAAACAAACAAACAAACAAACAAAACAAACUCUUCAGCUUUAUAAUAUUAGUAUAGAUAAGUAUUUAUUUUAUUAAUAAUUCCUAAAUAAGGAUCUUGUUGAUUACGAACUAAAAUUAAAUUUAGAAACAGCAUAGCAUCAACUUGCGUUGUGUAUGGAGAAUCAUUGAUAAAAUAAAUAUUUAUAGUUAAUAUAGUAUGCAUUUAUAUUUUAAUGUCACAAUAAACUCAAUUCAUUCAAA